This is a messenger RNA of Caenorhabditis briggsae, 4071 nucleotides long. It is a transcript of the gene Cbr-rbg-2, whose product is annotated as Protein CBR-RBG-2. The transcript has 8 exons. NCBI's taxonomy places the organism in Eukaryota, Metazoa, Nematoda, Chromadorea, Rhabditida, Rhabditidae. The coding region runs from base 1 to 4071 and encodes 1356 amino acids. Gene Ontology annotation, biological process: regulation of GTPase activity. The record is from RefSeq and is a predicted model, not a curated record.
AUGUCGGUGACUCGGGUGAAUCUAGAGGCUUAUUGUGGAGUUAGUGAUGAAGUUGCGAAGCAGGUAAAGAAGUAUCUGCUUGGAGAUUCUGCUGAUGAAUCAAGAUUUGAGCGCAAAAACUCGGACAGUUCCGACGGUAACGAAACGCAGUUCUGCAAAACUACAGAAAGGAAAGAAAAUGUAGAAGAAUGGGAUGAUUGGGGUGACAAGCAAGACGCUGAAAACACCACAGAAUCAGAUGAAUCGAUGAGAAAUUGGUUGUUCCGAUGUGAUUUGAAAACUUACUCCGAUGCGGAGUAUCUUCUAGUAACUUGGGAAUCGCGAUUUGUUUUACUUCGGAAGCCUCCAGAUGAGAAUCAAUACAAAAUCGUAUGCAAACAAUAUAUCGAAGGAGACCCAGUUGGUAAUGAAAUUACAGCUUCUUGCAUCUUCGGAUUAACAAAUGUGAGGCACAUUGAGCUGUUGGAUUCAAUAAUCAUCGCACUUGGAACGCUGGAUGGGCAUGUAUAUUUCUUCACUGAGCAAGGGACGAUGUUGUAUUAUGAUCGAUUUUCUAUAUUCGAACCUGUGAAUAGUUUGCAAUUUGAUGUUGUAAAGACCGGCCAAACGUUUCUCGUCGUCUUCACCAAAGGAUUCUUCAUGGUCAACCCAAUAUCACUGAAAUCUGUUCUCUACCAAUGUAAAGUUCUAAUUGCGAAGGGAGAGAAAACAGUGAAACAGAUAUCUGAGUCCAUUGAGCUUCAAUCGGAACUUUUGGCUCCUGACAUCAAAGGAAACAUUAUCCACGUUGUAUUCACUGGUCUUCAAAAACCAUCCACUUUUGAGCAAUACGUUUCGGCUUCCUAUGAUUCUUUUUAUGCAAAAGUAGAGAAACCAUCACUUCCUCUAUAUUCAACGUUCAUGGUAACAACUGAAAAAGAAUUCGCUGUUUUUGUUUGGCAUGAUCGAGAAGAGCAAGAAAAACUAUUAGAUGAUGUAAUUAAAUACGGAAAGUCACUGGUUCCUUCAUUCGGAAUUCGAAAGUUUUUUGGAAUUUCCACAGAGCCCACUCGAGUCGCCUCCCAUAUGAGAUCCGCCGUUCAUGCUCCAACAAGAAGCUUGAUUCUGGAGACUAGAAUAGCUCAGACUGUUUCUAGAUCACCAGACUGUAACUAUGUCGCAGUCACAGACCGACUGGCAAGAGUAAUUAUAAUAGAUGUUAUCAAUCGCCAAGUUGUCCUAAUAUUCAAAGGGUAUCGAGAUGCUUCCGUGUCAUGGGUUUCUUCGACGCAAGACGACAGAUUCGCUCAAUUUCUCACUAUCUUCGCACCACGACGAUCACUUCUAGAAGUCUGGACAGUUUUGGGAAACGUCAGAGUUUGUGCUCAACACGUGCCAUCUUCUGAAUGCAAUGUGGUUUCUGGUGGAGAGAAUAAAAUGCUCUGCGGCCGAUGUCACAUGCACACUGACUAUAAUUCGUUCUUCAUUGAUGAGAAAGGCGAGUUUCAUCGAAUUGUGAUGCCAUUCCACCUCGCGUUGACAAGUAGAGCGAGACAAGACCAACACGAUCAUCUUCGUCUGAAAGAGUUGGAGCAUCAGAAAGUGGGAUCUGGUGACUGGUUCAAGACAUUUUCUGAUCUGCGAAUGACUACAUCUCGAAAAAUCACGUUCCAAAAUGCACUUCAUGGACUGUCAACUGCCGAAGAAGCACACAAUUUUAUCGCAAGAAUCAAGAGUCUUCCGAAUGCUGGCUCGCUAGCAGAUUUACCAAAUGUCGCUGAAAAAUCGAUCGGAUUUUAUGCUAGAAUAGUGGCUGAAUCGAAGCCCGCUAUCGGAGAAUACGAGAAGAAGUCGGCAUAUGAAUUAGAUUCAAUUGUGGAGAGAAUUCUGGAAUGUCACAUGGAACGGUUUGGAGAGCGUUCGGAUGCAGUGAAUGAUUCGUUGAAAGUGGGAGAAUGGCUAAAACAUGUAGAUUUGUCACAUGAGGAUAUCGAUGUGUUUUCAGAGUUGGUUUACUUGAAAUACGAAAUUUUAAGUUACGUUUUUUUCAGGCAUUGGUCCGAAAAUCGUCGUCUUCUUUUGGCUAAUCUUAUCUUCGCCCCUCUUCUCGGAUCAUUCCAAAUUGAUGAGUACUACGAUACUGUACUUGAGAAACUUCCUGUAAAUCGACAGAACAUUGUGAAGCUUUUCUAUUUAAAACUGAACAAGUCAACCAAUAAAAUCGAUUGGAGAAUAUUUAACAGGAUCGUUGAGCUAUUUGUGAACCUCGAAAAGUCGGAGACCGGUGUUUUCGAAAGCGUUGACCGGAUGGCUAUGGACUCAAAGAACGUGACUCUCGGAAUACUUCUCUUGGCUGUUUGUUGGUGUGCUAGAAAACAAAUGCGACAAUUGAAACAUCAAGACAAAUGCUCGGAAGAUAACUUAGAGGAAUCAGAACAUGAAGAAGAAGAACACGAGGGAAAUGAGGAGAAGAACAAAACAUUCGAAGAAUGGGACGCAGUUUCUCCAGAAGUUGAGCAUCUGGAUAGUAUCAUGAUGUGUCUCCAUUGUGUAGCUCUUGCCCAAUCAUUGAUAGAUGAAGAUCCAUGCGAUGUAAGGAUAUCUGACGUGGCACAAAGGAUAGAUUCGUAUAUCCGAGAAAAUGUAGGUCUUUAUAAUACUAAACAAAUGCAUCCUGUUUCCCAAUAUUUCCAGGUAGCCAAAUGGGUAGUCAAUGAGUCUAUCGAGACGGAAGUUCUUGAGAAACUGUUUCCUCGUGACCCAACAGAGGUGCUUGCUGAAGAAGGGGACGAAGAAGAUCGAAGAAACAAAAUGAUCGUGGACUUUCCAGAAGACAAAGAAACUAUCGUUGAAAGGAUGUAUCAGAUGAUUCCUAGAGUCUUCGAACAUGAUUUGGUGGUUGCUGAUGUUUGCUGGGAGAUGAUAACGCUAUGGUUUCGGGAAAAGGAUCAGAACUUCUCAAAUAUAAGUGUAAGAAUUAUUUUCUUUCUAUCCCAUCAAACCUAUUUCUAUUUCCAGGAGUGCACUUCUCUACUACCAAAGUCUGUUGUUGAUCCACGUCUUCGUCACGGAAUUGCUCGUCUCAUCUGGGACAAAUUUGUCGGCGCUGCUUUCCAAUCUAUUGUUCAGAUGGUUGAGAAAACUGGACGCAGGCCGAAAGAUCGAGAGUGUCGAAAAGAAAUUGGUAUGAGAGAAGUGAGAUUGGAGGAGUUUUUGGUGGAAUGUGAGAAGUUUUUGGACAUUUUCAUGAUUUCGGUGAGAGAUAUACCGGCGCCGAUGGAUUUUAAACAAGAUCUGUUGAUUGAGAUGGCCUAUUCCUCAUUUUCGUCUCAUUUGCAACAAUCGAAAAUUUCUCCAAGGCAAGAUCAGCUCUGGAUGCUUGCAGUUCGUCAGCCACUUGUCAAUUUUCACCUGGUACUCCAUCAUCAACAUCUUGCACUAGCUCUCCGUCUUCAACUAACCACAGGUCUAAAAUUCCACCCAUUACGAAAUCUGUUUUGUGUCACCGGGAAUCGUGCGUUUUUCGCCCCGCUUGACUCGCAUCCUUUGAUUCCAUUGGAUCGAGUUGACGAUGCAACUAUGGAGAAGAGGCACGCGUUUUUGAUCAAAAUUGCGGAGCAAGGAGGAAUGGAAGAGAGGAGGCUGGCAAGAAAUCUUGAGAUGGAAUGGAAGUUGACUGUGAACGAGAUUUCAUUUAUGCAAGCAUUGGCAUCAUUCCGACACGGAAACGAUCAACAAGGGAAACUAGAACUGGCUUCUUGUGUUCGUGACGAUCGGUCAGCUGUGGCAUUAGCACGAGUAUUGGCGGGAAGACUCAUCCAACUGGCCACUGAAGCCAACAAACGAUUCAGUACUGCACACUCUCAGUAUCUGUGUGCUCUUGCCGGUGAAGAAGCAGCCCGAGUAGAAUUAUACGAAGGAGCCGAGGGAGAUCCACUGAUCGAAUCCAAUCCAAAGACGUGGCAAGAAGCAGUGUCGUCACUUGGUAAAGCAGGAAAUUCGGUGCCACAAUCAGCGCAGGCCGCCAUACCAUUCGUUCGAAUGAACGAUAUUGCCAAAUUGUAUUUUGGUGCUCAAUGGGUCAAUAAUUAG